Daucus carota subsp. sativus is the source of this 932-nucleotide messenger RNA. RefSeq lists its product as uncharacterized. The transcript has 2 exons. The record is from RefSeq and is a predicted model, not a curated record. Bases 114 to 932 code for a protein of 272 amino acids. NCBI's taxonomy places the organism in Eukaryota, Viridiplantae, Streptophyta, Magnoliopsida, Apiales, Apiaceae.
GGGUGAAAUAUUACGUAGCUUAGCAUCAUUGGUUGUGAUCAAACUUGUGUGUAGAACUAGAGGGAAUAAAUACAGCUCCUGUCUUGAUAUUGGAUUACCAUUGAAUCUCAGAGAUGGGGUCUUUUAUGGGGCAUGCUGUACCAGGGACAUUGUUCCUGUUGAUUGGUGUAUGGCACGUAUGGUGCUCUUUGGUGAGGCAGGUGUUGAAUCCCAAGUUUUUUCAGGUCAGAGUUUGGAAUCCGGUUCCUGGUUACAAUGGAAAACUGAAAUAUUUGGAGUUGUAUGUUAUAUCUGCCGGGGCUUUUCUUGAUAUGUGUAUAGAGCUUUUAUAUUCACCUCACUUCAAUUACUUUGUUGAUGGAGUAUUGAACCCAACUCACAUGAAUGAUUUUGAACAUGGUGGAAUGCUUCUCAUGUUCUUCGUCUAUGGUGUUGUCAUGUUGCUGUCUGAGAAAACCAGCUUGUUUCCCUUGCCAGAUGGAGCUUUAUGCUUUGUCGCUGCCACAGCAUUUUGUGCUGAGUUCUUACUAUUCUUCUUUCACUCGACUACACAUAGAGGGCUAGAGGGCCAUUACCAUCUCAUCCUCGUCCUCCUUGUAGCGCUGUGCAUAUUUUCUGUAAUUGCAGGAGCCCUUGUGCCAAACAACUUUGCAAUUGAUUUGUCUAUUGGCAUUUCUAUGACACUACAAGGCCUUUGGUUCUACCAGACAGCAUUUUCACUCUACGGGCCGUCAAUGCCAUACGGCUGCAAGCUUGCAGAGAACAAGGUUGUUUGUAAUUCAGAAAACCAUGAGGUUCGAGGAAUGUUACUUGCCAACUUUCAGUUAUACUCUCUUGUUUUUGGCGUCAUGAUUGCAGUUGUUAGCUCAUAUGGUUUCGCAGUUAAGAAAUAUGGUCAACUUGGCAUAAGAAGUUAUCGGGGUUAUGGUUAG